Messenger RNA from Mytilus trossulus (common blue mussel), 5237 nucleotides. RefSeq names its product cyclic AMP receptor-like protein A. Lineage: Eukaryota; Metazoa; Mollusca; Bivalvia; Mytilida; Mytilidae. Bases 46 to 1026 code for a protein of 326 amino acids. Gene Ontology annotation, biological process: cell surface receptor signaling pathway; adenylate cyclase-activating G protein-coupled receptor signaling pathway. Gene Ontology annotation, molecular function: G protein-coupled receptor activity. Gene Ontology annotation, cellular component: plasma membrane. The transcript is spliced from 14 exons. The record is from RefSeq and is a predicted model, not a curated record.
CUCCCAUUUGGAGAUUCGUAAAGUAUUUUUCAUGUAAACAGAAAAAUGGAAAAUGUCACCGAAUUAGAGUGCACAAUAUUUCCUGAUAAUCCUCACCAAUGUGAUGUUGUUAUAGCAGUUAGAAGGACAACAGGAGCCUUAUCUUUAGUAGGAUGUUUCUUUAUGAUAGUUGUGAUAUGGCUGUUCAAGAAAUAUACAGUUUUUGCACAGAGAUUAAUUUUAUACCUCAGUAUAGCAGCAUUUUUUUGUUCCAUUGCCUAUUUGAUGGGAGGUCUUGUUCCUGAUGGAGCCACUUGUCAUUUUCAAGCUUGGUUUUUACAAUUUUUUGAUUUUUCUGUUCUGUUAUGGGUAGCCUGUAUAACAUUUAACUUAUUUAUGAAUGUUGUUAGAAGGACAACUACAGAGAAGUUCGAAUGGUUAUACCAUGUGUUCUGUUGGGGAGUAUCAUUGGUAUUGUCACUUCUUCCAUUUAUAAAUGACCAUUAUGGACCUGCAGGUGCUUGGUGCUGGAUAGAGUCUGAUAUUGGUUGGAGAGUAGGCAUAUACUAUGGACCAUUGUUUGUUAUAUUGAUAGGAUUAGUUAUCACAUAUUCAUACAUUGUAUACAGCUUAUAUAGAAAGGCCUCCAGCUGGCAAGGUACUUAUGAUCCAGACACAGAAAGACAGAAACAAAUGUUAAAGGAGGAUAUCAAGCCUCUAACAGCUUAUCCUUUUGUUUACAUUGCUGUUUCUAUAUUUCCACUGAUAAAUAGGAUACAGAAUGCUGUUGCACCAGAUUCUCCAGUGUUUGCUCUGGUUGUGCUACAAGCUUUAUCUUCUCCAUUACAAGGUGCUGUAAAUGCUGUUGUGUAUGGUUUAGACAGAGAAACUUUCAGCAGGCUUACACCGUCACAACUUAAGAUGGCCUUGCGUAGUCACACAUCACCCCAAAAACCCAGGGAAUAUCCUCUAGCUUAUGAUGAAGAGCCGUCGUCUCCUUCUCGCCCUGACCGUUAUAGUAAGGUGUCGUACUCCAGACUUCAUUGAGAUUGCGAUUCAGCGUAAGUUUCAGCGUGAUGAAGGUAUACAGGAAUACACCCCUAACUAUGACAUGGCACAAUCCAUAGAGCAUGCAGAAGACCGUGAUCCUGAGCACCAAGAUUAUUAGGGAACACAUAUAAAACAGAUGCUAAUCCUGUGCAGGAGACUUUUAAAUCAUUAUUUAUUAAUACAUGUUAUGCUUUUCAUAAUCAUUUAAAAAAUCAUGGCAAUGCAACUGUUAGUUUGCUGUAAUAAUUGUCAGUUCAUGUGUAUUUAUUAUUGUAGAAUUUAGUGUUGUUAAAUUUAAGAUCAAUUAUCACUUCCUGUUGCUUCCUCUAUAUUAUUAUGUUAGAAAAAAUACUCUGUUUGACAUGUUCAUAUAACCUUUUUAUGGAUUGUCAUUAAGUAAGCCAACUUUUGAAUGUUAUUUUUAUGCCCCACCUACGAUAGUAGAGGGGCAUUAUGUUUUCUGGUCUGUGCGUCCGUUCGUUCGCCUGUCCGUCUGUUCGUUCAUCCGUCUGUUACACUUCAGGUUAAAGUUUUUGGUCAAGGUAGUUUUUUAUAAAGUUGAAGUCCAAUCAACUUGAAACUUAGUUUACAUGUUCCCUUUGAUAAGAUCAUUCUAAUUUUAAUGCCAAAUUAGAGAUAUUAUUCCAAUUUUAUGGUCCAGUAAACAUAGAAAAUGAUAGUGCAAGUGGGGCAUCCGUGUACUGUGGACACAUUCUUGUUUAUUUUUAUUUUAUUAAUUUUUCAUAAAAUCAGAUGUUGCUUUUUAAGCUACCAAAACUUUCUUUAAACUCUUUCCUAGCCAUUUAUCAUGAACUGCAUUAUGGCCUUGUCUUAAAACAGAUUAUAAAAAUUUUGGUGAAGUUGCUUACAGUAAAAUCAUUAGGAAUUUUAUUCACAGACACAGGAUAAGUAACAUUAUGUCCAUGUGAUCACAUAUAUGAAACAUUUAAGCAAUCACAUUAUUUUAAAUAGUCGUAAACAUUUAACUAAUCCAAUACAGUUAAGCUACUGUGUGUAUAUUUCAAACCCUCGGAUACUAAUUUUGGUGCUAUUAUUUUCAUUCUCAUAUGUCAUUCUUUUCUGAAUCCCCUAUGCCAUUCUUAGCUGAAUUCCCUAUGCCAUUCUUUUCUGAAUUCCCUAUGCCAUUCUUAACUGAAUUCCCUAUGCCAUUCUUAACUGAAUUCCCUAUGCCAUUCUAAACUGAAUUCCCUAUGCCAUUUUUAACUGAAUUCCCUAUGCCAUUCUUAACUGAAUUCCCAAAAUGCAGAUAAUGCACAGAGAGAGUAGAAAGAAAGUUUUAAUUUUUUAACAAGUACAAUAAUCAUCAUCGUCAUUAUGCAGCUAUUUUUUUAUAUGUAAGGUGGAUAAGGUUAAACAGCUUUAUUUUGAAUUAUUAUCUUAUUGUACUUAUAUGCAAACAAGUCAUGUGCUUCAGCAGGUGUGCUGAAUUUAUUCAAGGGAUUUAUGUUUUGUUUUUUAAAUUAUCUUGUUUUUAAUUGUCUGAUUAUGAACAAAUAUAUCAGUGAUGAAUUGAUUGUUAGAUUUGAUAGAGAUUAAUGACAGUAAAUGAUAUGAGAUUGAUAAUAUAAUGAUGUUUCAAGUAUUAGUAAUCAGGUUUUGUUAUUUAUUUACAUGCAUGUUAGACAAUAACUAGAUCAAAUAAAGGCAGUCGUCCUAUUCCAACAAACAUGUUAAACCAUUCCAUUGUUGUUAUAAUAUAUAAGGACAGUAUGUUUUACUUUUUCUUUGGGACUUAAAAGAAAUUUAUUUUCAUUUUGAAAUAGAUAGUCUUUAAGUGUGAUAUUUUCUGUUUGAGUAUAAUAAAAAUGUCUGUGUUGCCACAUUGAGGGUGAUCAUUAUACAAUCUUAUGCAUUUUAAUCUCUUGUAGGCAUAUUUUGUUCAAUUUAGUUAGUAUUUAUAGAGAACUGGGUAUUUAUAUUCUUUCAAAGGUCUACAUAAUUGAUAACCUUUUCAAGGGGAAACACUCUGUCAGUGCGAACAUUUUGAUUAAUUAUCAUGGUUAUUUAGUUAGAGCGUAAGAGAAUCAGUCUAACACAAAAGGAUGUUCACUUAUUUACUUUUUGAUACAGUAUAUUUUUUGGAAAAUCAAUCUUUUUGGGAGGGCUGAAUUUAUAUCUAAAUGUUCUUUGGAAGAUCCAAAAACGAGGCUUAUUUGUAAUUGAAAGUAUAUAGUGUAUAUAUUAUGGCAAAUACCAUUGUGUUAUAUUAAAGUUAUUGUUUUAUAUUUUUACACAAGUACUUAAUUUGAAUUGUUGAAGCUUUAGUUUUGCUUUUAUUGCUUACUUUAGAUAUUGAUGCUUAUUGGUGACUUUGGGACCUUUUAAUUGCCUUAGAUUCUUUUUCAUAUAUUAGAAAUGAUCAUCUAUUCUUACUAUGUGAAUUUGUAUAAUUUGAACUAAUAAGUAUAGUAAUACCUGUUUAUUCUAUCUGGAUUUGGAUAAUGGUCUUUGAUUCAAACAAGUAACCAGUUCUUCAAUUUACACUGCAAGUUUUACAUUCAGUUUGUGUGUCAACACUGUGUGCAUCUUAUAUUUGUUCCUUGUUAUGUAAAUACACUCAUCAUAGAUAACAGGAUUCAAAUUUUGUCAGCCAGUUUGACUUGAGUUUGUGCAUGAGUUUCGUGUAGAUAAGACUAAUCAGUGAUAUUCCAAUUGAAAAAGUUGAAAAUGCCAAAUAAAAUAUGAAGUCAAAGAGCUCUGAAAGGUUUUGACAAAACCAACUAAGGUAUUUCAUUCCUGGAAUAUUUCAUAAAUUUUCAUAAUCAGUCAUAAUUUAUAUCAUACAGCAGUGCUGACUACUGGGCAGAUUUUGAUUCCCUGAACUCUUAUGACUUGCUUUCAUGAAGCUGUAUUGAUAAUAGCUAGAAAGAUGUAUAGAGAUGAUCAAAUGUUUAUAUACAUCAUUUAGUUGUGAAUAAAACAUUUGUUGUGCAAUUUUAUUUAAUACCUUAUAUGAUCAGAUACAAAUGCAAUACUCACAGAUAAAGAGAAAAAGAUAUAAAAACUAAAAUAUUUUUAAACUAUAAUUAUAUUGCAUCAUGCUUCAGUUUGAAACAUAGUUUUAUAAAGAUUUUUAAUAAUACCAGACUUGCAGAAUACAGUUUACAAUUAUAUAUAUAUAUAUCCGUUUCAGCAAGGUCAAACAAAAUAACAGUGUGUGUUUAGGGUUUCCUCUUUGGAGAACAAUAGGGUAGAUACAUAGAAAUUCUUUUUUUUUUUAAUUCACCUUCUUUUUUUUUUCCUUAAGUGUAUUGGGAAAGCUGCAAUUUUGCACUUAUAGUCUAUGAAAAGUGCCAAUAAAACAUUAAGGAAGGCAUAAUAAAAUAGAGUCUGCUUGCAAACCUUAAACAUUUAUUUUAAAUGUUGGUCUAAUGAUGUUCUUAAUAUACUGGUGUUUUUAAUACAUUUGAAAAAAAAGUUGAUUUAUAGUUGUUGUAUUUAUAGAUUUUUAUAAUUAAAUAUAAAAUAUGAUUUAUUUUUGUAUACUAUUAUUUAAAAGAUCAAACCAUAAAUGUGAUAUUCAGUCAGAAUUAUUAGUAUAAAAUAUGUUAUAUCAAAAACACUUCCCUAAAACUUACAUUUUUCUAUUAAAUGAACAAUUGAAUUGUUUGAAAGUUAGUAAUCUGUAUCAUGUCUUUGAUGUUUAUCAACAUGAACAUGACCUUGAGUUAUAAAUGUUUUGGAUUGGAUAUGCAUAAGCACACCUUGUUCACACUUUUAGAGUUACACAUGUUGAUUUCUGAAAAAAAUAAGUAGGGUUCAAGUUUGUUUUAUAUCACGAUGUUGUGAAUUUGACAUGAAAAUGUAGAUAACAAGAAAUAAGUAAUAUGUUGUAAACAAUAACAUUUUAUACUGCUAUUGACUUGAGGCAGGUUUUUUUUCAUGUGAUAUAUAUGAUUAAUUAGGGGUAUAUUUGGCUUAAGUUAAAUAUUUCUCAUUGCUACUUUGUUUUUAUUUCUUUUAAAAUAUACAGGAAACUAAUUGUGGAUCAUUCAGGUAUCACUGUAUUAAACUUGUUGUUGGAAGUCAUACUGGCUUGUUUACAACUUCUUAACAAAUGUUUUUAAAUGGAAUAUAUGUUCACAACAAACAGUUUUUAAAUAGUUUUGUUUCCAAAUUUUUAUUUGAAAAGUAAUCACAUCUGUAAAAUAUAUGUUGUAAAAAUGAAUAAAUGUUCUUGUUACAAA